CGGAGCGCAAUUCAAAGGCUUUGUUACUUUUUCGCGUGUUAUUUCUCAAUUCUUUUUUUAGUCCACAGGCGACUUUUUAAUAGGUCUCUCGACGAUAGUAUUAAAUAUUUAGUUCUAUUCUUACAUAGAAUAUAAUUUUUACGGUUAAAAUUAUCCGUUAUAGAUAGUGUCCAUCUAAGUGCUACUGUUAUAGCAUCUUCGCAUUUAGAGUAUUUUUAUAGGGUAUCUUAAUAUCCUAUCUCAAUAUUUUUAUUCGUCUAAACUGUUAAUUCCAUACAGAACUAGACAGUUUAAAUCCCCAACACUCUAAAACGGACCUUACAGACACAUUGCUCAUUCUCUUAUAAUUAAGAAUUUUAACUUAGUACUAAAUGCCAAUGGUCCAAACUAAGCGUCUAACUCCACUGUCUGCUUCACAUCCCAGUAAAAAAAUCAAACCAAACAGAAUAAGUAGCCCUGCAGGAAGUGAGAGCACUACAUCUGUUGAUUUAACAACUACAUAUACGUCUGCUGCGGUAGACACGUCAAGUCCGGACAUUAAACUCCCCUCACUUGCUUGCGUAGUAAACAACAUCAUGGAUGGUAUACACAGUGAUACUACAUGUAAUGAUCUAGGCCUCGUAGACACCUGCAAAACGUCUUGCGAUAAGAAUCACACAGCAAACAUUCUUACUCCCAUCACUAAUCCAGUUUUUUGUUCUACACUUAGUUGUGAAGAUAAAUUCGAAGAACUAUUUUCUAUAAUUAGGGGGCUUGAAGUUAAGAUGUCAAAACUGGCACUGCCUAGUGAAACUGGCAGUAGUAGUACUUCACCUAGAAAGUUACCACAAACUGCAAACCUUAUAAACUACGUUGCAACUGAAGUAUAUCAACGUGUAGUGCGCGAGAAGAACAUAAUUGUGUAUAAUAUACCGGAUAAUGCACAGAUCAACAAGGUCAAAAACACUCUUUUAAAUGCAUGCUCUAUGAAUAACGUCCCAUGCAGCUGCCAUCGACUAAAAAAGUCUCAGAAGAACAAAUCUUGCCCACUUGUGUUGAAAUUUGACUCGUCCUCCAAUGCUGACAUCUUUUACAGUAGGCAAACCCUACUAAAAAAUACGCGUUACCACACGAUCAAGUUAGCUCGUGACAAAACGCCGAUCCAAAGAAUGACUUAUAUGACCGAUGCUAAAACUGUGAAUCCCAAAUCCUCUACAACACCCCUGAGCACCCACAAUUCCGUAGAGGCAGAGCAAAAGGGUGUGAACCUUUCUGUACAAAGCACAUCGUAUUCGGAAACGAACUUCCGUGGAAAUAUGAGAUCCAAAAAUGGAUCGAUGUAUAACCACAGACUAAGAAGGAAAUCCACCGUGGAUCUAGACUCCUCUGAUAACGAUCCCUGUACCCCGGUGACAAACUGCGGUACAUCACACCCAGUAUUCCCCAAUCCAAGCAGCCUCAAUUCCAGGAAGUUGAAAAGCGGGGCUACCAGUUCGUCCACAAAGACAGUGCAUAAUAAGAGACUAUUGCCACACACUAAUUCAGAUACUCACAGUUUGAUAACACACCUCUCUCCAGAACCAAAUACUCACAAAGCCGAAAGGGUUAUAAACCGUAAAACGCAGCCCGAACCUCGUAGCUACUUGUCCAAAAAAGUAAACCCUCCCACCACUUUAAACCGAAAGAUUGAUACACCUAACUAUAGGACGUCGAAUAGUGGUGAAGUAAAUCGCAAAAAUUCGAGUCAGUUUAGCUUGCUUGGUAGGCCACCUCCACCUAUUUACAUGCCCAUACUCAACGGGACUGACCAUCCAACGAUCAGCAAUUUCGCUGAAACGACAUUACCAUUUUUUAUUCAGGUUCACAACAUGACCUCAAACAUACUACAAAUGCUCACCACUCUCCACAGGUUUCGCCCCCCAAUAUAGAUAUGACAGCUCAUACAGCAAUACCUAAUUACUGCCUAGAGCUCACUUUACAUGACUCAGACAAUUCUCUUCUUCGUCAAAAACCCUCUAUAUCCUUUUCUUCUGAUAGCCAAUCUUCUUUACAUCCGAACUUACUUGAACUCGGAAAUACAACUGACCCUCUCUGGACUUCUAGCUUUCCUAGGGCAUCUACAGACAUAGAUAUUUCAUUGUCGUCUGAGGACACUAUGAUUGAAUCUCAUCACCAGCUACUUCAAGACAUGGCUAAAAUCUUAAGAUAUGACUCGGUUAAUCCUAACAUAGUCCUUAUUAAUGCCAGGUCAGCUGUAAACAAAAUGGCGUACGUCCAAUCCCUACUACUGAUUAGCCAACCUACAGCACUAAUGAUCACUGAAGCUUGGUGCACAAGCGAAAUAAAUGAUGAUUUCUUUCACUGCGAAGGUUACUCAUUUUUCAGGAAGAACAGAUCAGUUGGGAGGGGUGGAGGAUGCAUUAUCUAUGUUAAAUCUGACUGCAGAGCUGUGCACUAUGAUGACCCCAACCUGGAUAUAUGUGAUACAUUAUGGGUGACACUCUACAUAAAUAAACAGCAAACCCUAUUAUUAGGUUGCAUUUAUCGCCCACCCAACCACGACAGUGAACUGCUAAGCCAGAUAACUGCAGCCUUCCAUUACACUUCGAAAUUGAACUUUACUUAUAAAGUGAUUGGAGGUGAUUUCAAUAUGCCAGAAGUUUCAUGGGAGCCCAUCAGUGCUCCUCCCCGCUACAGCAAAUUCUUAGAUGCAGUUGAUUUAUGUGGGUGGACACAAAGUAUUCUAAGGCCCACCCGAAACCAAAAUAUACUGGACUUGGUUUUCUUGAAAGACAUCGCCUUAUCUACCAUAGACAUCAGCCGACCAUUCCCUGGUAGUGACCACAACACAGUAAUCUGCGCCCUUGAUACCAAGCUUCACUCAUCAAAACGCUCUACCCUGCGCAAGACAUUCAUGUGCUUCGGAAAAGCUAGGUGGGACGUAUCUAACUCCUUCAUUAGAAGCUUAGACUGGGAUCUUUUCUUUUCUAAUAGCAACCUAGACACUGUCCUACUAGCCUUUUACCAGAAUGUAUCUAUUUGCUUUGAUAAUCUCGUUCCUAAAUGUAAAGAAAACCCAAGAGAAAACAUAAAGAAUUUCAUUCCUAUAAAAGUAAAGGCUAAGCUGCGAAAGCUGUACCGACAGUACCACAGAGAAAACGACUUCUCAUGCCUUCUAAAUAUACAGAACAUUUAUCUAGCUUUGAAAGAAAAUAACGACAAAGCCCUACUCAGACAAGAACAUGCAGCUCUUAAAGAUAGCUCUAAAUACACUGCAAUCUGUAGGCUUUAUCGCAAAAGGCUAAACUCCCGUAAAACGGAUAUACAAUUCAUUUUAGAAAAUGGCGAAACCACUAGUGACUCUAAAAUAAUUUGUGAGCUUCUAAACUCCCAUUUCUCACAGUCAUAUACCUAUGAUGAUAAUACGUUGCCACAACCUCUAUUCCCUGUACGUUCACAAAAAACCUUAGAAAUUAUCAGCUUUUCUUUAGAUAAUAUUAAGAAAGCAAUCACUUCUCUUAAAAGUUCAAACAACCCAGGUCCUGAUAUGGUUCCCUCAACUUUUUUAAAAUACGGUGGUGAAGACAUUCCUAUUCUCCUUCUUAAAUUGUUCUCUACCUCUCUAUCAACUGGAACAUAUCCAGAUGCAUGGAAAACCACGCACAUUACCCCUAGGUAUAAGUCAGGCUCCCGUUCAAGUGUCAUGAGUUACAGACCCAUUAACCUAACUUCUGUUAUUUCAAGGGUUCUGGAAAAGAUCGUGAAAAGUGCCAUUUUUGACUUCCUCUCUCAAGAGAAACUUAUCACUCCUUAUCAACACGGUUUCAUGAAGUCACGUUCUUGUACGACAUGCCACUUACAAUUUUUCGACCACAUCUCACAACUUAAAGAUUCCAGUAUGAUCACAGUUGUCGUAUACUUAGAUCUUAGUAAAGCCUUUGACACUGUAAGCCACCGACUGUUAAUAUCAAAAGUCCAGUCCUAUGGGAUACAGGGUUCAUUGUUAAGCUGGCUCAGUUCGUUUCUAAGCAACCGGAUGCAGAUGGUCAGGUUAGGUUCCCACACAUCCAACCCCGUUCGGAUAACAAGUGGAGUUAUACAAGGUAGUGUCCUAGGUCCACUGCUAUUCCUGUUAUAUUUCAAUGACAUUUGCGACGUUAUUAAACAUGGCAGACCUUUCCUAUUCGCCGAUGACAUCAAAAUAGUGUAUCACUCACUCAGAAAUGAAGUGUCAUGUGUAUUUAGUAGGAUUCAAGAUGAUAUUGAGAGCGUCCAAUUAUGGUGUAACACAUGGAAAAUGAAGUUUAACGUUGAAAAAUGUGGUGUGCUAUGCUCCAAAAGCAUUUCAUCUGAACUUUCCAUCUCCCUACACAACAAACAUAUUCCUCGUCUGCCGCUUACAACAGACUUGGGUCUGAAAUACACUCCAGAAUUUAGCCUGGCUGAAUACGUUAAAUUACAAGUAUCAAAGGUCAAAAGGCUCUUUGGAUUUUUAUUCCGAAACUUUAAGACCAGUGAAUCCAAAAUAAUGCUGUACAAGUUGUGCGUAAGGCCCUUACUUGAAUUUUGUCCCCCUAUCAUGGACAGUGUCUCCGUAAAAGACAGAUGCAAAUUAGAAAGUCUACAAAGGGCGUUUACUAAACGUCUAGUAGGUGAUAAUCUUUGCAUCUCUUACUAUGACAGAUGUAAUCUAUUCGACUUGGAACCCUUAUGGGUUAGACGACUGAAGUUCAACCUAAAAAUUACAUUUAGGAUUGCCAAAGGGCUUAUAUAUUUCCCCCACAAUGACUUUACUUUCAGUUCACCUAAGAAAUAUAACCUGAGAAAUAAAUCUUCUUCUUUUAAAGUUCCCCGCUGUCAUACAAAAUACAGAUCAAACUCUUUCACUGUGAGAUACCGUUGCAUUUGGAACCGUCUUCCAACUGAAAUUAGAGACAGUCCUACCCCAAAAACUUUCUCAUCUUUGCUGAACAAAUAUUUCAUUAACAACGGGUUAGAAGGGGUAUGUGACAAACUAAAAAUUAGAGAUCUAAUACGGCACUCCUCUGAUCCUCACUGUUAGCUCCUGAAAUCUGUAAACCCUAUGUGUGACAGUCACUUUCACUAUGAUUGCUUUCACAACCCUAGACACCUAUUCUUAAUCAGCCUUAAAUUUUAAACUUUUUUUUAAUUUCCUUCAAAUAUUUUUGCAUAUAUCCCUGAUAAUAUUGUAUUAUGAGUAUUUCAGUAUGCUAAGGUUCAAUCUCAAAUUCCAGAUGCAAAUCAACUGAAGACGACUGGUAUUAAAAUAUCUCCAGAGCCUGCCUAGUGCUAUACGUCUAGCUCUACGCAAAUUAAGGCCAAAAUGGUAGUUGUCUAAAUAUUCAAAUAAACGGUGAAUUUUCUUAUCCUAUUAUUCUAUAACUAUAAUCUUCUCUGUUCAACUUUUCUUGAACAACAUAUUAUAACUUAUCACUGGUUAUUUGCUCAAUGCUGCACGAUUACUCCCUGAUUUUCUAAACUACAUUUGUUUAUAUCUAAAAUGAAUCUUAUCUUACUAUUCUAUUACUAUAAUCCUGUAUGUUCAAAUUUUCUAGAACAACAUAUUAUAACUUACCACUGCUUAUUUGCUCAAUGCUGCACGAUUACUCCCUGAUUUUCUAAACUACAUUUGUUUAUAUCUAAAAUGAAUCUUAUCUUACUAUUCUAUUACUAUAAUCCUGUAUGUUCAAAUUUUCUAGAACAACAUAUUAUAACUUAUCACUGGUUAUUUGCUCAAUGCUGCACGAUUACUCCCUGAUUUUCUAAACUACAUUUGUUUAUAUCUAAAAUGAAUCUUAUCUUACUAUUCUAUUACUAUAAUCCUGUA
Trichobilharzia regenti is the source of this 5827-nucleotide messenger RNA. The record is from the annotation of a GenBank genome assembly. NCBI's taxonomy places the organism in Eukaryota, Metazoa, Platyhelminthes, Trematoda, Strigeidida, Schistosomatidae.